Messenger RNA from Cryptomeria japonica (Japanese cedar), 5859 nucleotides. RefSeq lists its product as uncharacterized. NCBI's taxonomy places the organism in Eukaryota, Viridiplantae, Streptophyta, Pinopsida, Cupressales, Cupressaceae. Bases 878 to 5236 code for a protein of 1452 amino acids. The transcript is spliced from 23 exons. The record is from RefSeq and is a predicted model, not a curated record.
GUUGGGUGGCCGCGUGGUUUGAUCAGAGCGAGGUUACGAGUGCUUUUGUUUAAGUAACCUUGGUUUAAAAAUAAUAAAAAUUGUGGGAUCGUAAUUGGGUAAAGUAAAUUAGUAACUGUUAAGUUGGGCAGAAAAGAGGAUCUGAGAUUCUGCAGAGAAAGAAGGAAAGAAGUUGGGAGUUGCAGUGGAGAGAGAAAGUUGUGGAGGAGAGGAGAUCUAGAGAAGUGAAGGAGAACAACAAACCCUAGGCGUUUUAUUGUAAUGAAAAGCUAAGCGACAAUGCGGUAAUUGCGGACUAAAGAAGCAGAGGAGAAGGAGCGCUUUUUUAAUCUUCACCGUUUCUUUUGGUAAAAUAUCUGAGAACUUUUAAUGCCAAAUUUGGCGGCCAUUGAAAAGGUGCCACUAAAUAUAUGCGUGCAUUCGGUUGUUUUCAUUUUGUAAGCGUAUUAUCAGCGUCGUUGAAGCGGAGGUUUCAGAAAUCAACCAACAAGCCGUGACUCGCAGAAAUUUAACAAUGAUCUAGGUGGAUGGUGGGCUCAGAAUUUCUUCAGGGUGGUGUGAUCCUUUGACGAUUGAGCACACAAAUUAUACUGACCUAGGUGUCACAGAGAUGACUGAAAUCAAACAUGGAUGCAUAGAUGGAAAGUGAAUGUCAGAAUUAUUUGAAGAAAGAAAGAAAGAAAUUGUGUAUUAGAAGUACAUUGAGCUCUGUAUUAGUCAGGUUCAAGGGCCAGUGCUGUUACCUCAAAAUGAUAAUAGCUGACCAUUAUUCAUUGAAUUUGUAAAUUACAUCUUUCAAUGCUCUUAAAUCACUAUAAGCUGUGGAUGUCCUACCUAUCAUUAUACUCAUGGUUUGUGACGUGUUCAGAGCUGCAGUAUGGCCAGUUUCCAUGGGAAAUUUUGUCUGGGGCUGGUUAUUCUCUGUUUAUUGUGCUUUGCUUUUGGCAGCACUGUUGACAAGUCUGUCCAUCUUGAGCAGGUUGUAUUGGAGGAAUCUGGCAUCUCAAAUGGCUUUUCUGGAAUUGUUGGUGAAAGUGAGAAGCAAAACAUUUGUCACAUUAAAAAUUCAUCCUGUAGUUUUCAGGACAUAGAGCAGUUUUUUUCAUGUGAAGAAGAUUUAAAAGGAAUUGGCUCAUUGAAUACCACUUGUCAGUUGAAUACAAGUUUGCAUUUUCAUAAUGAUGUUCUGAUUAUCGGGGAAGGAAAUUUAGAGAUUCUACCACUUGUUUCUGUCAACUGUCUUUUUUCAGGUUGCCAGAUAACUAUCAAUAUCUCAGGGGACUUAAUAUUGCAUGAAUAUUCUUCUCUUGUAGCAGGGACGUUGAUUUUGGAUAGUAAAAAUCUGAGUUUGCAGAAGAAUUCAUCACUCAAUACAACUGCGUUGGGUGGGUCACCACCUCCACAGACAAGUGGAACACCCCUUGGUGUUGAUGGUGCAGGUGGAGGUCAUGGAGGCAGAGGUGCUUGUUGUGUUAAGGGUGAGGGUAAGGAUCAGGAAGAUACCUGGGGUGGAGAUGUUUAUGCUUGGUCUUCUCUUACUAAUCCAUGGAGUUAUGGAAGCAAGGGUGGGACAACAACUAGAGAAAAGGAACUUGGUGGUGGGGGUGGUGGGCGAGUCGAUAUCAUUGUAAGGAGUAUUAUGGAUGUUAAUGGAUCUAUUAGUGCUGAUGGGGGAGAUGGUGGACUUGGAGGUGGAGGCGGCUCUGGAGGCAGCAUUAUUCUUCUUGUGACUAAAUUGAAGGGAACUGGUACAAUAAGUGCUUCUGGAGGUAGGGGAUGGGCUGGUGGAGGUGGUGGCAGAGUUUCCAUAAAGAGCUACAGCAGGCAAGAGAGUUUGGAUAUCCUUGUGCAUGGUGGAGAGAGCCGAGGCUGUACAGAAAAUGCAGGUGCUGCUGGGACCAUGUUUGAUGCAGUUACACAGAGCCUUGUUGUUAGCAAUAAUAACUUGUCAACUUACACUGAUACUUUGCUUAUCGAUUUUCCAACCAACCCUCUUUGGUCAAACGUCUAUGUGAAAAGCCAUGCAAAAGCUGCAGUCCCUUUACUUUGGAGUCGCGUGCAGGUGCGUGGACAAAUCAGCUUGUACGAAGGGACUCUCAGCUUUGGGUUGCUGCAUUAUCCAUUUUCAGAAUUUGAGCUGAUGGCAGAAGAGCUUCUAAUGAAUGUUUCCACAAUAAAGGUCUACGGGGCAUUGAGAAUGUCUGUGAAAAUGCUACUAAUGUUGAAAUCCGAACUGCAUAUUGAUGGUGGAGGAGAUGAAAAUGUUGCAACUUCUUGGCUGGAGACUAGCAACCUGGUGGUUUUAAAGGGAAGAUCAAUUAUAAGGUCUAAUUCAAAUCUGGGAAUUCAUGGACAAGGUCUACUUAAUUUGUCAGGACCAGGGGAUGCUAUUGAGGCACAGCGCCUUACCCUUUCACUUUUUUAUAAUAUCAAUGUUGGUCCUGGAUCUAUGUUACAAGCACCCUUAGAGAAUGCAUCAAAAGGAGACUUAACACCCAAACUGAAUUGUGAAAGUCCAGCUUGUCCUAUAGAGCUUAUUCAUCCUCCUGAAGAUUGUAACGUAAAUAGUUCAUUAGCUUUCACACUCCAGCUUUGUCGAGUGGAAGACAUCAAUGUAGAUGGCCUUGUUAAAGGAAGUGUAAUUCAUGUUAAUCGUGCAAGGACAGUGACUGUGAAUAGUGGCGGUCUGAUAACAGCAUCUGGGUUAGGUUGCAGAGGAGGUAUGGGCAAAGGUAAGGUUCUGUUUGAUGGUGCUGGUGGUGGUGGUGGUCAUGGUGGUAAGGGUGGUGAUGGGUAUUUUAAUGGAAAUAUUAGUAAAGGUGGUGAAGAAUAUGGAGAUGCAUACAUGCCUUGUGAGUUAGGAAGCGGUAGUGGAAAUUCAACUUCAGAAGGGACCACUGCUGGUGGUGGAAUAAUCGUAAUGGGUUCUAUGGAGCAUUCACUAUCAAGUUUGGAAAUAUUUGGUUCAGUGAGAGUAGAUGGGGAAAGCAAUCAGCCAGUGACUGGAGAUCUGAUUGGAGAAAAUGUGGGUGGUUCUGGUGGUGGUUCUGGUGGAAGUCUUCUUCUAUUUUUAGAUUUCUUGACACUAGGAAACAAUUCCUUGGUUUCUAGUGCAGGGGGUCUUGGAGGUCAUGUAGGUGGUGGUGGUGGUGGUGGUGGAAGAAUUCAUUUUGAUUGGUCAAACAUAGCUACUGGAGAUGAGUAUGUUCCCUUGGCAAAUGUGAAGGGGACUAUCCGCAUAAGGGGGGGAAUGGGAAAUAAUGGUGGUCGCCCUGGUCAGGAUGGUACUAUUACUGGUACAGAUUGUCCGGAGGGACUUUUUGGUAUCUUUUGUGAGGAGUGCCCUGUUGGCACUUACAAAAUAGAAACUGGAUCUAAUCAAAGUUUGUGUUGGCCUUGUCCACCUGAACAACUUCCCCGUCGAGCAACAUAUACAAGUGUUCGUGGAGGUGUGACUCAAGCAUCUUGUCCAUUUAAGUGUAUAUCUGAUAAAUACCGGAUGCCAAAUUGUUAUACUCCAUUGGAGGAAUUGAUAUAUACACUUGGAGGUCCCUGGCUUUUUGGGCUUCUACUUUCUGGACUUUUGGUACUUUUAGCCCUUGUGCUGAGUGCUGCCCGUAUGAAAUUUGUUGGAACUGAUGAGUUUUCUGGUCCUGCUCCGACUCCACAGGAAUCACAAAUUGAUCAUUCUUUCCCUUUCCUUGAGUCACUUAAUGAGGUUUUAGAAACAAAUAGAGCAGAAGAAUCUCAUAGUCAUGUGCACAGAAUGUAUUUUAUGGGCCCAAAUACUUUUGGAGAACCGUGGCACUUGCCUCACUCACCUCCAGAGCAAAUCAUUGACCUUGUGUAUGAAGAUGCUUUCAACAGAUUUGUCGAUGAGAUUAAUUCUUUGACAGCAUACCAAUGGUGGGAAGGUUCUGUACAUAGCAUUUUGUCAGUGCUCGCAUAUCCAUUUGCUUGGUCAUGGCAACAAUGGCGUCGCAAAAGAAAAGUCCAGCGUCUUAGGGAAUUUGUGCGCUCUGAGUAUGACCAUGCUUGUCUUCGCUCAUGUCGGUCACGAGCUCUUUAUGAAGGCCUUAAGGUAGCUGCUACACCAGAUUUAAUUGUUGCAUAUGUUGACUUUUUUCUUGGAGGAGAUGAAAAGAGGCCAGACCUUCCUCCUCGCCUCAAGCAGAGAUUUCCUAUGUGCAUAAUUUUUGGAGGAGAUGGAAGCUAUAUGGCUCCUUACUUUCUUCAUAGUGAUAAUCUACUGACAAGUCUUUUGGGACAGUCUGUUCCAGCAACCGUGUGGUAUCGGUUCGUUGCUGGUUUGAAUGCAUAUUUGCGUACAGUGCGCCAAGGUUGUCUCCGUAUAACUUUGCUGCCGGUCAUAAAUUGGCUUGGCACACAUGCAAAUCCUACACUAAGCUUGCAUGGCAUACAGGUUGACCUUGCAUGGUUUCAGGCUACAUCAUCUGGCUACUACCAACUAGGCCUGAUUGUGAUUGAGGCUAAUGAAACGCUUCAGCAUACAAUUCUUUCAGAUGUUGGAGGCACACCGGCAAUUGAGCAGAUUCAUAACACCCAGAACAAUCACCAGACUGUUCGAUGGCAAGAAAAUCAACAGUACACUGGUUGGUCUCAUAGACGGAUACGUGGAGGAGUAGGUGGAGGGGUUAUAAAUGCAAUUACUUUGCAGUCUAUGGAGGAUAGAAAGGAUAUUUUCUUCCCUCUAUCUCUUAUACUGCGGAACACACGGCCUGUCGGCCACCAGGACCUUGUUGGUCUAAUCAUCUCAAUUUUACUCUUAGGAGACUUUAGCUUAGUGCUGCUUACGUUGCUGCAAUUCUACUCCAUUUCAUUGCCAGCAUUUCUUGUGGUCUUGUUUGUGCUUCCUCUUGCUUUGUUAUCACCUUUUCCUGCUGGUAUCAAUGCUCUCUUUAGUCAUGGUCCAAGGAGGUCUGCAGGUCUUGCUCGUGUGUAUGCUUUGUGGAAUAUCACAUCACUCAGUAAUGUUGUUGUGGCGUUGAUAUGUGGAUUUUACCAUUAUAAAUUUCAUGCCUCGUCAAAUGGAGGACUUCAUAAUUUUCAUGCGUUGAAUUUUAACACGGAAGAAGCUGGAUGGUGGCUGUUUCCUACGGCACUUUUACUAUGUAAAUGUGUACAAGCACACUUGGUGGAUUGGCAUAUUGCCAAUUUAGAAAUUCAAGACCGCAAUUUGUACAGUAAAGAACCAGCAAAGUUUUGGGAGUCAUAAAUGUAAUCCAUAUGCACAAAUUUUGCACACUCUGAUUCCAUAUAAACUGUAGAGAUCCGCGUUGCCACGGGAAAGCAGAGGCAUAAUUUUCUUCCAACAAUAGUUAAAUCAGUGAGAACAUUGUUUCCAGAUUACACCAAUUGAAUAAUAUAGUCAUACACCAUACCCAUCUCAUAUUAUUACCCCUCAAAAUUAGAGGGAGAGUUGUAGCGUCCUGUAAGGUUACAUGAUGAAUCACAGAUUCAUGAUCCUUAAUUCUGUUCCACUUCCACAUCACCAGAGUGUUCGUUAGAUGUAGAUAUUUUCUUGAACUUGGAGAAUGUAUAUUAAAUUUUUGAAAUGGAGUUACUCGCUUGCUUCCAAUUUCUUGUCUUAUAUUCCUUGAUCCGGUAGUUGCAUGUAAAAGCGGUUGAGUUCUUCAGUUUGCCAUUUUUGGACAUACAGUCCAGGUAAUUGGAAAUAGCUACAAACCUCGAUGUGGUGAUUGUCACAUAAGGCUGUAGAAUUGAUUUGUUUAAAAGCUAUCAUCCAUGAAAUUAUUUGGUCUCCGCUGAUUGUACAUGAUGUCUCUCAUUCCAUUCUGUAAUCAUUGCCUGUGUAAUAUAUGGUGACUGAUGAAACUA